This is a messenger RNA of Sporisorium graminicola, 4191 nucleotides long. RefSeq lists its product as uncharacterized. Gene Ontology annotation, molecular function: magnesium ion transmembrane transporter activity. The record is from RefSeq and is a predicted model, not a curated record. Gene Ontology annotation, biological process: intracellular magnesium ion homeostasis; magnesium ion transmembrane transport. Bases 1 to 4191 code for a protein of 1396 amino acids. Gene Ontology annotation, cellular component: plasma membrane. The transcript has a single exon. NCBI's taxonomy places the organism in Eukaryota, Fungi, Basidiomycota, Ustilaginomycetes, Ustilaginales, Ustilaginaceae.
AUGUCAGACCCGGCGCAUCCACCUACACGCUCGGACGUUGCUGAGCGCGCGGAGCAUCUCGACGAUAGUGCUCACAGCGCUGACGUUGGACAACCAGCGCUUCCACCGGCCGCUUUGCUGCCUCUAGAUGUCCCUCCUCCACCGAGAAGACCCACCAACCGUCAAGAUGCGCUCAUGGACGAUGCCUUGCGCUCACUGCCCCCCGCUGCUGAGCGCCACACGCAACGCCAACGCUCUCCAGCUACAGUGCUCUCCAUGUUCAACACCUCCAUCUUCGAUGCCGGCUCGGCACCUGCACAAGCUGGCCCUUCCACCUUCGCCUACCCUCCCUCUUCUUCCGCUCCGGCGCCGCUGCAUCGCACAGCCACGGUAGCGAGUGCCACUAGUGCCGGCUCCAUCGGCUCCGACUCUCAAAACUCUGCUCAUCGCUCCAGGGCCAAUGCGCUGAAAGCUGCUUUCACCAGAGUCGCCAGCUUUGCCGCUCCUUCCAGUCCCACGCAGAUCGCCACCCCCACCUCACCCAAACGCAAGGCUCGACCUUCCCCCAUGUUCCACGUAUCUUCUGUUCAGAAGACCAAGGAAGCGCGUCGGGAAGCUCGACGAGAGGCCAGGAGGACUGAAAAGAGAGCUCGCCGCGAGCGUAACCUCGAACCCGACCUCGCCGACGACGAACGAGAGCGCACCGAGUCCACACGCGCCGCACAGCUCGGUGGCGAGAUUGUUGAACUGCCGGCAGAGCCACCGCUCGAUGUCCCCGAAGCCAAUGCGCCCACAGCAACUGCGCUUGCCAUGGCCUCCAAGGUUGGUCGCAAGCCUAGACGCAAGCUCCAGUUCGCCCCGGAUCAGAGACGUAUCCGCAAAGUCGACUUGCCUCCCAGCUUCGAGGCCGAGGAUACCUAUCGAAAUUUGGACGAGUACGUCUCUGCGUCUCGCGAGCGUCGCAGGACGCAACGAGGCCGUCGGGGACCUGGCUCACGUCGUCGCGGCUCUCGCAGCAGCCGUGGAAGUCGCAGCUCCGCCCUCGGCAGCGCAGCUUCUAACAGCUCGAGCAGUUCAGCCUCCUCUUCCUCUUCUUCCACGUCUUCGAGCGGCUCUUCCAGCUCCUCCAGCUCAGGUCGUGGUAUCACGAUUGCCCGCUUGCGAGCCUUCUUCGGAGAUGGUUCCAGCUCUUCGUCAAGCUCUGAUUCCGACGAUUCAUCUUCUGGCUCGUCUUCUACCUCCUCCUCCUCAUCCACAUCAGCCCAAAUCGAGUCCACCACAACUGAUGGAACACGCUCGCGACGCUCUUCGGCUCGCCGUCUAUCCAUCUCCAACAUGCGCGCUAAGUCACGCCGCAGCACUCGAACACGUUCGCGUGCCGAUCAAUCCGAGGCGAGCGACGUCCCUGGGUCGCCCGUGUCCAGCCGCAAGGGUCCUCUUACGCCCUACUUUGCUCCCUUGGCCGACUUCCCGCUCGGUAAGAAGGCUACGGAGAGGCGUCAAAACAAGAAAGCCCGACAGGCUGCCAGACGAGCAAAGAAGCGCGAGGCCGAGCUCAUCCGACAAGGACGUUUGCCGCCCAAGCCGAGCCGCAGCGCUCGCGCGAAAGCCAUGCGUGCCAAAGAGCUGGCAGGUGGGGUCACCGAGUAUCAACUCUUCACUCCAAUGCGACUGCCCAUGGAUCUAGCCUGUACCACGCUGUCGACGCUGGAAAGCACGCCUGAGGCGCAGGUGGGCUCUUCGGUGGUACUCAAAAGGACCAUGAGGACACAAAGCUGGGAUCUCGUCCGCAACCAGCUCUAUGUGAUGCGCAACUAUCUUCGUCAAGUCGACGGCCAAGGCGGUGAUCUCGGCCUUGACGCUCAAGCCGCUUAUCCGACGCUGCAUCGACACCACCGACAUACAGCCAGAGCGGCAGCCGACAAAGCCUCCCAUCGUCGCCACAAGAGGCCUGUCGCAGAGGACGUCGAGACGUCGCAGCCAUAUCAAAGGACUCCCGUCCCCAAUGCGGUGCCGGAAGCGUCGCAAGAGGAGCUCGACUUUUUCGACGGCGAUCUCGCUCUGCCACCACCUGCUCUCGACUUGCCAGACGACGAUGACGCAGUACAGCCGCCUCUUGUCGCUUCUGACGCCCGACAGUCUGCACCUGCUUCCGCCUCGCAGCUAGACUGGUCAAGUAGCUCUCCUCGUCGUUCGUCGUUUGCCUUUGACGGCCACCUUCCUGCGGACCAAGAGGAGGAGACGCGCACCGGGCGACACCUUUCUGACAUGCCACUAAGCCCCAACUACGCCACCGUGUUCGGCAGGGAUUUUGGUCGUACUGCACGCAUGCUGCCGGGUAAGAAGAGGGGAGGGAAAGCGGCUGCUGUCGCCACGAGCUCGCACCCCUCAUCAGUCGGGAAAGAGGGCAGUCAGACGAGCGCCGGUGGGACCCCACCAGAUAGCAAGUCCGCUGUGUCUGCGACGAACCCCGAUCAAUCCGACGAAGGUGCAUGGUGGCUUCACGUGCACUGCCCGACCUACAGGGACAUGCACGAGAUUUCCAAGCUGUUCCCCAUGCAUCCGCUCACGGUUGAGGACGUUCUACAGCAGGACCCACGCGAAAAAGUCGACGUCUUCGAUCGGCUCGGAUACUACUUUGUUGUUGUCCGGGCCAUUGACGAGCGUUACUUUCGAUACACCUCUACGUCCUCCAAAGGCUCUCCUGGUUCACCUAGCUUCUCUGGUUCCGGCUCUUCCUCCACUGCCACCGUGCACGGCGAUACCGAAGCGAAGGCCAGCAACGGCCAAGACGACGAACAGGAUUCGAAGGAAGCGGGUAUCGAAAUGCGUGAUCUCGGUGACAAGGCAAAAUUGGAUGAUCGCGCACCGCAUUCGAGACCAGACCAGGACAACGGUCAUAACACACGCUUGGCGGCUCCAGCUCGAAUGGGCAAAGGCCGCGUAGAGAUUGUCGAGGGUAUCGGCGGCAAGGAAGGUCUCGAAGGUGUCAGUGUCGGAGGCAACAACCUCUACCUUUUGGUGUUCUCGCACGGUGUCAUCUCUUUCGCCUUCGAAGACGUGAGCAAGCACGUUGACCGUGUUGCUGCGCGGCUCUUGGAGAUCACACGACCCGUCGAGCUGACGGCCGAUUGGAUCGCGCACGAUCUGUACGACUCGGUUGUCGAUGCGUUUUUCCCGCUCAUCUCGUUCGUACAGACCGAAGUAGUCGAGGUUGAGGCGCUUGCAAGCGAGCCUAUUACUAGCAAAAUCAGGGGCAAGAAGACCAACUUUGCGCCCAAGCAACGACGCCAGAGGGCCUUGCUCGGGUCCAAUCCGCAAGGCCGACUGAUCAGCGUCGAACCUGUUUCUUCCAUAUCGUCGCCCAUGUCUGCCGAGGUGGAGAAGAGGACGCCGAUGCUCGAAGUGCGUCGGCUCAAGACGAUGCGCGCGUUCCGUCCCUUGCCCGUGCUGUAUCUCGGCGACCGCAUCCUGGACCGCUUGCCUCACUUUCUUGUCAAGCAGAAGCAGAAAGUGACCAUCUCGCGCUUGCCCGAAUGGGAGUUCAAGGAUGCCCUCGAAGCCGAAAUGCGACGAACAGCCGCCGAGAUCGACGAAGCGAGCAACUCUGUGUUCGACACACAGGCCGCGGCGGAUCAGAGCAUCAUGCUACACCGAAUCGCCGACACGCGCAAGAUCGUCACGGGCCUGUCUCGACUGCUGGCGCCCAAGAACGAUGCGGUCAAAGGGCUGAGGAAGCGGCUGUCAGACAUGCAGCAGCUGCAUCGGCGCGAAGAGGCGCUUCGACGCAUCGGACGAAACGCACGCAGCAUGCUGGCGCGCACAGAAGUGUCCAUGUACAUGUCCGACGUGCACGACCACAUCAUCUCGAUGCUCAACCAGCUCAAUUCGGGCGAAGGCCGCCUCUCGGAGAUCCACCACACGUACCUCGCGCAGAUCACCAUCGAGAACAGGCGCUUCCGCCAGGGAGCCGAUUCGGCCAUUUUGGCGCUGGGCAGCGUGGCUACCACCGUGCUGAUCAUCGUUUUUAUCACGUCGCUCUUUUCGCUCAAUGUGGACAGGCCAGGGAAUGAGCUGGAGAGCAGUCAGCAUGCGUGGUUUAUCGGGAUCGUGGGCGUGGCGCUGUUGGUGCCACCGUCCAUUUAUACGUAUGUGCGGUGGCUGUACAAGCAGAGUAAGAGCAGGACUGCGAAGCGUCGUGCGGCUCGUUAG